AUGGAAGAUAUAUCUCUGCCGUUUAUGCGUAAUAUCAGGCUUGGCAUGAACGAGGUAGUACAUGAACAGCAGCAUAUAGUGCAUGAACAGGAGAACGUAAUCCUCGAAAAAAACUGGCUAUUGCCCGAACGAAGGGAGGUGGUGUCUGAGCUAACCGAACACGUUGAUGAGACAGUUGAGGUCGACUAUGGCAAGUCGCUCGAAUCAGCGCAUAGUAAUCCACACUACAGCUUACUGGUUGAUAAAAUCAGAGAAUAUAAGCUAGAAGUUAUCCCUGGGCCUUUCCUGGCCUGUGUGCAGAAGGGGUGGUUUAUCAACUGUGCCGAUAAGCAGAAUGACAUUAAGGGUGUGCUGGACUGGGAAAUACGAGCCAUAGUCCAUGAACUGUCAGAGAGGCGAGAAGAAUUCGACGAACAAAACGAAGUUGAGACUAUUAUAGCCUACAAAAAGUUCAUAACCGUUAACGGCUCACAUUACGGAAACGAGAAAGAAUUCGUCAAGAAGUAUUUUAACUUCAAAACUACAAAGAAGCUUAUUGACGAGCAUAACUCUAACCCUGACAAGCUCUAUACCAUGGCGUACUCUUGGGCAUCCGAGUUUUCUGAUUCGGAGCUUGGCAUUGCCCUAAGCACAAAUGGCUGGUCUCGACCGAUGUAUAUGUACGAAAAUGGAAGGUUCAUCGAUACCAGUAUGUAUUCAGGAUCCAAAAAUGUCGAUGACGGUGACAUAGUCCACAAGGAUUGGAGAAACACAAAUGCCAUAGGACCAGUUGUGGACCAAGGCUCGUGUGGGUCGUGUUGGGCGGUGGCGGUGGCAGGUCUUGUUGACGCCUACCGCGCCAUUACCACUGGACAGCGUCUACAACAUAGUGUACAACAGAUUCUAGACUGUACAUCGCAGAGGUACAACUGUGUUAGAGGGGGUAAUCAGGAAAAGGCGCUUGUAUAUGCCUCCACUACUGGUCUUUGCAUUGAACCCGCCUAUCCUUACCUAGGCAGAAAGACUGCGUGCAGGGAGAAAACUUGUGGGGAAAAGUUCAAGGUCGAUAACAUUAAACGGCUUAACGCCCGCAUGAUACAAGAGCACCUUAGAAGCCACGGACCCGUAAUGAUUAUCAUUAGGCUCAGCAGAGCAUUCAUGCACUACAGCUCAGGAAUCUUCGACGGCAGCUGCGAUUCCACACUCAUGCACUCCGUGCUUAUAGUCGGAUACGGAGAGAACACUAAACGCAAAACGAAGUAUUGGAUCGUAAAAAACUCGUGGGGUGAUCGUUGGGGAGACGGCGGAUAUUUCAAGCUGCACAACUUGCCCCUUUCACCGGCCGGAACCCCAUUGUUUUGUGGUGUCGACACAUAUGCGUUUGGUCUUACUACCCAUUAG
This is a messenger RNA of Babesia bigemina, 1380 nucleotides long. RefSeq lists its product as hypothetical. The transcript has a single exon. NCBI's taxonomy places the organism in Eukaryota, Apicomplexa, Aconoidasida, Piroplasmida, Babesiidae. Bases 1 to 1380 code for a protein of 459 amino acids. Gene Ontology annotation, cellular component: lysosome. The record is from RefSeq and is a predicted model, not a curated record. Gene Ontology annotation, molecular function: cysteine-type endopeptidase activity.